AUGUCUCGUUCUGUUAUACAAUUAAAUAUUACAUGUAUUCCACAAGAAGAUUAUUUUGGCUCUCCACAAUUUUAUUCCACCUCAAUGCAUAUAGUCAGUGUCAUUGCAACUCCCAUUCAUUCCUUGGGAUUAUUUUGUAUUUUAUUCAAAACUCCAGAUCAGAUGAAAUCCAUCAAAUUUUAUUUGUUAGUCUUGCAUAUUUGGGUCAUGGCAUUUGACUACUCACUGACACUUUUCACAAUACCAUUCAUUUUGGCUCCAGGACUUGCUGGGUAUUCACUCGGUCUUUACAAGUAUUUUAACGUUCCGUUUAUGAUUCAAGUGAUAAUCAUUCUCGCACUUUUUGCUUGGAUGAUGUUCGCGGCAGUUUCUAUAUUUGAAAACCGAUUUUACACUAUCUGCACCUUCUCUUGGAAAAAGCAUUGGUCGUUUUGGAGACGGCCAUGGCUUGCGAUACAUUACAUUGGAGACGUCAUACUUCUCAUUCCUGUUGCUAUUUUUGUUCCAGACCAAAAAACUGCGUUAAUAAAAACUUAUAAGCGACUCCCAUGUUUGCCACAAGAAGUUUAUGAAGCUCCUAUUGUCGUUGCAGCGGAUGACUAUACUUAUCAUUUUAUAGCUGCUUUUUUUGGUGUAAUCCUUAUCACUUCUGAGAUUUUCUUUUUUGUUGGAUUUCUUGUAUCAAAUAGCAUUCAACAGCUGAAACAAAAAACAAUGUCUCAGAAAACAUACAAUAUGCAGAAAAAGUUGUUAAUUGCUCUCGUUAUUCAAAGUUUUGUUCCGAUGACUUUUUUCAUGUUUCCACUGGUUUAUGGUAUGGUUGUUGUGAUAAAAGAAUAUUAUAAUCAAGCUAUUGUAAAUAUUCUAUUUAUAAACGGAUCAAUGCACGGGUUUGUAUCCACACUUGCAAUGCUUUUUCUUCAUCGACCAUAUCGAGAAGCAACCUUGAACAUUUUUAGCGUAUUACAGAAGAAGCCAUCGCCAGAAAUUUCUCAUAAUGUUGUUAGUAAUAAUUACGUUCCAAGAAAUUCAACCAGGCGUGUUCAAGUAUGGUGA
This is a messenger RNA of Caenorhabditis elegans, 1056 nucleotides long. RefSeq names its product Serpentine Receptor, class H (gene srh-201). NCBI's taxonomy places the organism in Eukaryota, Metazoa, Nematoda, Chromadorea, Rhabditida, Rhabditidae. The coding region runs from base 1 to 1056 and encodes 351 amino acids. The transcript has 3 exons. The record is from RefSeq and is marked reviewed.